ACACCAGCGCCUCUUGCGACAGAGAGCUGGUUUCAUGAAAAUGGCAGUCGGUUCCAUGUGAUGGACAAUGGAUAUAGACGGGCCUUCGAAUUUAAAGCGCUCCAGCAGUGCACCCAUGAUCAACGAACCUGCUCCUCCACCCCCAAACCGCGAACUGGUUAUAAGGACAAGGCGUUUCUCCGCCAGCUGCAGCGGCGGCGGCGAGGCUGAGGCUGGCCGUCCCAGUGCUGACCGUGUCCUGCAGUUGCGGCGGGAGGAGCGGCUGGAGCAUGGCCGCGAGCAGGAGCACGAGCGCGAGAUGAUGCAGAUGUCGCAGAGCUGCGAGGACCUGGCUCUGCUGGGCGCCCUGUCGGCCCCGGCCGCGCCCCCAGUCGCCACGCCGCCGCGGCCGAGCUUCCUGCGAACCCAACGGCCCCUCUCACCCUCGCCCACCAGGAAGACCUUCCUCAGCAGGCGCUCCUUGUCCCCAAUUGCGUUCAGGCCGAGCCCGCUCACACCAGUCAAGCGCAAGUUUGAGCUUGAUUCCGACUCGGACUCGUGCUCAUCGUUUUCUCCCCCUGCAAAGCGGCCAUUUGGUGGCGAGUCGAUGUUGAGUCCUGGUAGCGGCAAGUUCCUGUUUAGACCUGUAAGUUCUGUAACCCCGAGAGACGAACCUAUGGAGGAGGGAGGCCCAAAACUAAGUCCUCUCGUCCAGCAGCCAUCUUCUAAGAGUCUCCCGGAACCAAAGGACACUAUUAUGUUAUCUCUUGAACCAAGCUAGUGCGCUUUUGCAGUGUUACCGACUUGCGAGUGUUUGAGUGACAGUUUCUGACUGAUUCGAGGCUGCGCCUUGACCGUGAUUUAAUUGUUUAUAUUAUUCAGGGACACAUUGCCCUAAGUUUAGUUUUAAGUCGCAAAUCGUAUGGCUUUGUUGAUUCUAUAAUUUUGUACACUAAACGUACAAAAGAAAUUCACAAUUGAGCAGUUUGGAAUGUUUUUUUUUAAUUAUUUAAGAUUCAUAAUAUAAAGAGUUUGCGGAGACCCUGAUGCAUAAAUUAGUCAGCGCCUGUUGCUCGUAGAGUAAUUUCCUCGAUCUGAAAUACAACGGAAAAAACAACCUUAAGUGAUUGCGUGUAACCCACAAUUUUGUCUUACGUUGACAUGAGAUGGUGCUGAGAGAGUGUACUCGACGGCCAGUGCCACAUUGUCAGGGUCCAAACUUUUGUUCUGCUCGAACACGGAAUCUGCUACCUGCUGCGGUGUUCCGCCAGCAACCAUAAUGUCUGUCUUAGUAAGCGCCGGACUAACACUCUAAUAGAAAGCGAACCGAUGAAAUUUUCCAUUGUGACUAUUAAACGAGAUACCGUAA
Cloeon dipterum is the source of this 1348-nucleotide messenger RNA. Its product is annotated as P2R1A-PPP2R2A-interacting phosphatase regulator 1. Bases 68 to 760 code for a protein of 230 amino acids. Gene Ontology annotation, molecular function: protein serine/threonine phosphatase inhibitor activity. The transcript has 3 exons. Lineage: Eukaryota; Metazoa; Arthropoda; Insecta; Ephemeroptera; Baetidae. The record is from RefSeq and is a predicted model, not a curated record.